Molecule: messenger RNA, 2286 nt
Organism: Plasmodium coatneyi
Lineage: Eukaryota; Apicomplexa; Aconoidasida; Haemosporida; Plasmodiidae
Product: DEAD box helicase
Exons: 1
Coding region: 1-2286 (761 amino acids)
Biological process (GO): maturation of LSU-rRNA from tricistronic rRNA transcript (SSU-rRNA, 5.8S rRNA, LSU-rRNA)
Cellular component (GO): nucleolus
Molecular function (GO): nucleic acid binding; ATP binding
Source: RefSeq, a predicted model, not a curated record
AUGGGUAAGUUUGGGCGGGCCAGGAAGGAGCUCUCAAAAAAGGGCACAAAGAAGGCAAAAAUAAAAGGCAAAAAUAAAAGGAAAAACAAUAAAGGCGAAAAAAAAGGCACAAAAAAAAACCCAAAACGUAUGCCAAAGAAGGGGAUAAACAAACCAACGGAAGAGACAUUCACGAAGGAUGAGAGGAAGGACACCUCCGUGGGUAGAGACGUGGUCGGAGAUGCCACUUGUAGCAGCCCCCCUGGGGGGGAUCUGUUCGACGGGCUGUUCGCCGACCUGAAGGGGGUACUGAGCGAAAGUCUGUUGCAAACGCUGGAAAAAAACCGAUUCAUUAAAACGACGAGCAUACAGAAGAGGAGCAUCCCCAUCAUGUUAAGUGACAACGACGUCUUCCUCAAAUCCAUGACGGGUUCUGGAAAGACGUUAUGUUAUGCAUUACCGUCUGUGCAGAAAGUACUGAAUCUGCAAAAAGAAAAAAUAAGAGUCACGCGGGAUAUGGGGACAUUCAUUUUGGUGCUCUCCCCGACGAGGGAAUUGGCUGUCCAAAUAAAUAGCUUAUUUUUUACGCUAACGAAGCCUUAUCCAUACAUUGUAGUGUCUUGUUUAACAGGUGGAGAGAAGAAAAAGUCGGAAAAAAACCGAUUAAAAAAAGGCGUUUCCAUUUUGACAUGCACUCCAGGGAGGUUGUUGGACCACUUGGAACAUACAAAGGCGCUGAAGUUAGUGCAUUUGCAGUGCGUUAUAUUGGAUGAGGCGGAUAAGGUUAUUUUCCUGGGCACACAGGAUAAGGUUAGGUUAAUAUACGACACGAUUAAGAGGCUCCGGAGGGCAGAAGUGGCAAACACGGCAGGAAGCAGCACCAGGAGUGACAACCCCCCAGAGGGGAAGAACUUCCAAAUGGUAUUCAUUUCCGCUACGCUGAACCAUGCGGUGAAGAGUUUAGCUAAUUACUGUCUAACGAAUCGGACUGUGUGGGUGGAGGGGAAGGACGACGGGGCCAGAGGGGGUAAGUUGCUCCCCCCCCGACCACCGGAUAUAGCACUCAACAAUGGUAACGAAGAAGUGGGUACCACAAACAUAAAAGAUGUUACGUCCACCUUGGGAGAGGAGCAGUGGGAGUACGAGCUACCCGAACAGUUAAAGCAAUUUUGCAUCGUGGCAGAUUUUAGGAAAAAGUUUCUCUGCCUUGUGCACAUGUUAUUGUCUUGCAUGAAAAAGAAGCAGAAGCCAGUGGUGUUCCUUUCCAACUGUCACAGCGUAGAGUACAUGCGGGCGUUGCUUAAAAGUCUCUACUGGCCAACCGACUUGAAAAAGGAAAACAUGGAAGCGCAUAAGAAGUUAAACGAGGGGGUCUCCUCUGUGUUGUUAAAGGAGGACGAAAAGUUGCUACGAAAGCAUUUGGAGAAGACUCUCCAGAGGGAGGAAUUGGAAUCUGGACGUAAGUCGAAGAAGAGAAAGGAAAGAAUUACCCUACCAUUUAAGAACAUCAAUGUGGAUGACCUACAGGGGGGAGAUUCGUGUGACGAUGGGAACACCCCCGUUGGUGCAGACGGAUCUAUAUUGUAUAAUGUUAAUACAGACAGACACAAGAGGAAGUACCUCUUCGGAGACACACAGAUUUACAUUCUACAUGGGAACUUAUCGAAGGAAGACCGACUUGGAAACUUUUCCGAUUUCGCAUAUGGGAAAAAUAACAAGUCCAUUCUGAUAUGCACGCAGAUUGUAUCGAGAGGAGUGAAUUUCGAUGAGCUAGAUGUGGUAAUACAGUAUGACCCCCCGCAAGUGUUUGAAGAAUACGUUCACAAGGUGGGUAGAACGGCACGACUACAUAAGGAGGGGUCGUCCUACCUGUUCCUCCUACCGACAGAAGUGGAAUUCCUGAAUGUUUUACGAGAAAAGAAGAUCCAUGUGAAGACUAUCCAGGGAGAGGAGCUAAUUGGUAAAUUCCGCAGGGAAGACGUGCCUCCGUCUUUUUCAUCCAUUGGGGGAAAUAUACUUAGUUUUAUUUACAACCAUUUUAAGGUGACGGUUAAGUCGGAUGAGGCACUUAUGGAGAAAGCUACAAGUGCCUUCCUCGCAUCUGUCACAGCGUACUACUCAGUCAGUAAAUCUCUGCGUCAUAUUUUUUGCGCGAAGAACCUUCACCUCGGGCAUCUUGCCUACGCCUUCCUGUUAGAUGAGAGCCCCAAGGAAAUUGCAAAGUUGAAUAAGCAGCAGCGUUACCUGAAGGUCAAGCGGCAGACCACGCUCAGCAAGCGCGAGCGCCGCCUGCUCCGGGCGGGGUGA